GCCUCUUUUGUGGCAUGUAAGCUAAUGUUUGUUUCUUGUUUUGUUUUUUAAUUUCAUCUCUAAAACAUCAACAAGCGAAACAAAAAUGGACUCAAAGGAACCCUCUCUAUAUGCACCUGCAGGCCCAUCAUUAGAUAUGUCACGAAGCAUAGAGGAGGACUCUUUGGUGGACGGACCGCUGAUCUCUGCAGACGCCCUCCACUCUGCCAUCAGGAGAGAGUUUCAGACUUUACCAACACCCUGCCAUGCCAGUCUGCUAUCUGUGCUACAUGUUGUGUACGUGGUGUUAUCAGUGUGUUUGGCCGUGCUGUGUGUGUUGGAAUUCGGCCAACAGGAGGUGUGCAUGAGUAUUUUGGGUAACGUGCGAGGCGACAGUGUCAUUGUGUUUGGGAAGGUGUGUUUGUGGGUGCUGGUGCUGUUGUUCACUGGGUGUGUGCAGCACCACCACAGCCAGGCCAGGAGCAGAGGAUACCUGCGAUUCUACAGACAGAUGCAGGGACUGAAGCACCUGCCACUCACCGUGCACUCCACAGGAAAUGUUAUGCUGCUGGUUGUUUUGGCUGCACCUUUGUCAGCAGUGGUGCACACCUGCAUGCUGCUCAGCGUCCUGGGAUUGGAGCUCUUGGUGGCAGUGCCGUGCCUCAUCUAUUACACAGUCCAGGUGAUGCGGUUCAACAGGGCACGAGCUGCACCAGACGUGAGCCAAGAGGAGCAUUCACACAACUACAGUGUCACAAGUCUGCCGACUGAGACUGGCUUCAGAGAGGGCUCCAAUCUGGAGGAGGUGGUGGAGAAGCAGGCCGACCUGAUAGAGUACCUGAAACAACACAACACCUUACUGAGCAAGAGGCUGCUCAACCUCACCGCGCAGCACUGACCACAGUCCAGCCUUCUCCUCCUCCCUGUGAACCAGAGCCGGAUCAUUUUAAAUCUCCGCUCUCUAAACACAAAGGAGAGGAGGAUCUGUGGGUUUGAAAGAGAGGACCAGAAGGCAGAAGAAACACUGGAUAAAAGACUAUCCCUGUGCACACAAGCACCUGUGACUUAAGACGGGAAGGCAUCUCCAUGAGGCACCUGUGAUGGACAGAUAACGCAGGAGGUGAGCUGUAAGUGGAGGACAGUUAAAGAGGGGAGGAGGAGGAGGAGGUGGCGUCAUGGGUCACAGAUCAGAGGUGAGGGGUUUUUAUCACUGUGUUACGGCCCCUGGUGACCCACGUCUGUCGUCGCAUGUGUUACUGUGAGAAACAGAAGGGGCGAAAUUUGUUUUAGAAAUCAUCUGCACUAAGGAGUAACUGGAAGAGAAGGGAGAGGUUAUCACUUGUCAGGGUCAAACUAGAGAAAGAGUUCAUAAAUGUUUCUAAGUGCUAUUUUAUCUGUCUGAAUGUGUAAAUUCUUUGUUUGGUACCAGUUUUUCUUUCGGCACAAUCAUUGAGUUUGUUUGUUGGUGGUCAGAUUCCAAUAAAUAUGUAAUAUGCA
Molecule: messenger RNA, 1476 nt
Organism: Plectropomus leopardus (leopard coralgrouper)
Lineage: Eukaryota; Metazoa; Chordata; Actinopteri; Perciformes; Serranidae
Gene: tmem192
Product: transmembrane protein 192
Cellular component (GO): late endosome; lysosomal membrane
Source: RefSeq, a predicted model, not a curated record